This is a messenger RNA of Dermacentor andersoni, 687 nucleotides long. RefSeq lists its product as uncharacterized. The record is from RefSeq and is a predicted model, not a curated record. Lineage: Eukaryota; Metazoa; Arthropoda; Arachnida; Ixodida; Ixodidae.
AUGCAGAUCGCUCUCGAGCAUGGAGGAAUAUUAAUGCCUAGUCAAACAUGCAACCUCUUUGCGAGUGCUUUGGCCCAGUGCCCCUGCAGGCAACAGGUGUCUCAAGAUGAGCCGGAGCAGCAGCAGCCGGCUGAUCUACCUUCAGCUCUGGCAGCCCUGGAGGCAGAGCGGCAGAGAUGCCGUGAGCUCGUGCGCCUCAACGCUGUCCUACAGGAGCACCUGGAGAUCGCAACACGCACCAAUGCAGAUCUCGCAAGCGAGGUUCACAAGCUCACCAAGGAAUGGUGGCAACUGAACCGCUCACAGUCUGCAGAUCAGCCACAGGUGUUGGUGCCCGAGUCUGAGGCGCGCGCUGCCCGAGCCCAGGCCUCCCAGCUGCAGGGGAAGCUCAUGGAGGCGCGCAAGCGGCUUGCCCGUGAGCGGGCCUCCCACCGGGCACAGGUGGCCCAGGCAGCUCGGCAGCGCCAGCAGGACCUGGCCAACUGGCAGCGUCGUCGACUGCACCAAGCAGAACUGGCCCUGAGCGCAGCGCAGGACGAGGCCAGUGAACUCAAAGCACAUAUGGAGGCAGUCACAGGUGAGAAAUUGACCGGAUUACCGAAUAUUAUUAUACAGUUUAACCUCAAUAUAACAAACACAGGUGUAAAAAAUAAAUCUAAAAUGAUUCUCACCGAUAUCAGUGUGUAA